AUGGACUUCUCUGUUCUCCACCUACUUGGCCUAUACCUUGUCAUUGAACCAUUUUUUGUAGCUGCUGCCCAAACUGCAAAUAUCAGCUUGGGCUCGUCUCUCACUGCAUCAGACAACUCUCUUGUUUGGUAUGCAAAUGGAGACAAUCCAGCACCAAAAGGAUCCAAAGUGGAGCUCACAAAGGACGGUCAUUUCAGACUCACUGGCCCUCGGGGAGAAGAAAUCUGGCCCCAGCCUGUUAUUAGUGGAGUUGCUUAUGCUGCCAUGCUUGACACAGGUAACUUUGUUCUUGCAAACCAGAAUUCAGUACCUUUAUGGCAAAGCUUCAAAAACCCUAUAGACACCAUUUUACCAACCCAAGUGUUGGAAAUUGGCGAAAAGCUAUCUUCUAGGCAGACUGCUAGCAACUACUCAAAGGGGAAGUUUCAACUCCAAUUUAAACCAGCAGGUACGCUUGAGCUGUAUCUCAUAGCGUUGCCUACAGAGCAAGCAUAUUCAGCAUACUACAAAAGCAAUACAUCUGAUGCAGCUGAUAAAAUGAACUCCGGCUAUCAGCUAGUCUUCAAUGAGUCAGGUCAUAUCAAUGUUGUUCAGCGGAAUGGAAAUAUAGUAACCCUCACAAACAAAACCGCAUCCCCACCAAGAGAUUACUAUUACAGAGCAACACUAGAUUAUGAUGGGCUUUUUACCCUAUAUGCUUAUCCAAAAAAUGGGAGCGGGACAUCCUGGUCCUCUUUGUGGUCUAUUCCAGAAAACAUUUGCUUCGAUUCAACUGGAAACGAGGGCGGCGGGCCAUGUGGAUAUAACAGUUACUGCAGACUUGAUGCAAACACAAGGCCAAUUUGUGAAUGCCUUCCUGGCUUUUCUGCUUUAGAUCCUGAAUAUAAGUUGCGCGGCUGCAAACAAAACAGGAUGCACAGUUGUGAACUAGGUGAUUCAAAGCCACAAGAUGUAUAUGUGAUGCAUGAGCUACCAAAUACUUUCUGGCCCAGUUCUGCAAACUAUGAAGAGUUGCAGCCACUCAAUGAAGAUGAUUGUAGCAGAUUUUGCCUCGAUGAUUGUAACUGUGUGGUAGCUGUUAUCAAACUGUGUGGUAACAUGUAUGAAAACUGGGUCGGGUUUAAAAGUCCAUGUACUUAUGUUGGGUUUUAUAAACGUUGGCCACCUUAA
This is a messenger RNA of Rosa rugosa (rugosa rose), 1170 nucleotides long. Its product is annotated as G-type lectin S-receptor-like serine/threonine-protein kinase LECRK3. The transcript has a single exon. The record is from RefSeq and is a predicted model, not a curated record. NCBI's taxonomy places the organism in Eukaryota, Viridiplantae, Streptophyta, Magnoliopsida, Rosales, Rosaceae. The coding region runs from base 1 to 1170 and encodes 389 amino acids. Gene Ontology annotation, biological process: recognition of pollen.